Molecule: messenger RNA, 531 nt
Organism: Aspergillus pseudonomiae
Lineage: Eukaryota; Fungi; Ascomycota; Eurotiomycetes; Eurotiales; Aspergillaceae
Exons: 1
Coding region: 116-493 (125 amino acids)
Source: RefSeq, a predicted model, not a curated record
UCAGUAAAACACAAUACAAUCUGAUAUACAACUCUAUUCUCAGGGAAUACACAAGCACCUCUGGUGGUGUAUCUACAUUCGGGAUAAAUUGAUUGCGUUGGGAUCAAGGCGUUCUAUGUGUAUCUACAAAAACGCGCAUACCGUGCCCAUGCCCGCACAGCCUGACUUUAAUAUACGUGAGACCUCCUGCAGGCCCACGAUAGAAGGCAGCCUCAACGUAGGGUGCGUCCAGGUGGAACACUUGGCGCAGCCACUCUGCCUAAAAGCAAAGAUCUGCAUUCUCCUUGGUCGAAUAUUGGAGUCCUGGUACCUUCUGCUUAACAACAGCCCAGGCGCGGCCAUUGGGACCGAGGCCAUGUACUACCCCAACCCAAACAUAUCUAUAAUCUCGGAGCUUUGGCAGUGUGACGGGGAGCUGGAGUACUGGCGACCCAUUUUCAACAUUUCCUGCAGGCUACUCCGGAAAAUAUUGCGCCAGAUAUUGCUUAUCUGAAUUAGGGGUUUGUUGGGGUUGAUAUUUUUUUUGACGGU